AUGAACGAUACAUCUAACAGUAACGUUAAUAACAGUUUUACAAUUUCCCAUAUUUCCGAUGAUCUUAAUCUUCAGCAGCAGCAGCAAUAUUAUCAGCAACAUAUAUCCAAUAUCUCAAGCACUAUUCCUCCUAAUUAUACUAGUCAUCCUCAACAUUAUCAGCAAACCUCAUCCAACAUUUCUUCAAGCACUAUUCAUCCUAAUCAUAAUGAUCGGAAUCAUCGGAUUCAUCUGCAAUAUGAAGCUUUAAAUAAUAAUCAACAAUCCACACCCAACAAUAAUAAUACUAUUCCUCCUGAUAAUAGUCAAGAGCAAUAUGAUGCGAAUAAUAUUCCUCAUCAUAGUUAUCGGCAAUCAUCCACGUUCGAAAACGUAUCUCCUCCAAGAUGUUACUCAAAAACUAUUAAUCAAAAUAAUCCUCGACAAUGUAUUAUCUUUCAAAAUGAUACAAUACAUCACCAGACAAAUGCUUUUUAUGAUAACGCAACAAAUAAUUCAGUAUUUAUGCAAUUUUGUUUUGAUUCUUCUUUGACAAGUAACCCACAACCCCGAUCUCAACAAUAAAUUCUUGAAUUAAUCGUGCUCGACAUGUAUAUAUAUCCCAAUCGGGAUUUAUCUACUUUUACUAUUAU
This is a messenger RNA of Rhizophagus irregularis DAOM 181602=DAOM 197198, 632 nucleotides long. RefSeq lists its product as uncharacterized. NCBI's taxonomy places the organism in Eukaryota, Fungi, Glomeromycota, Glomeromycetes, Glomerales, Glomeraceae. The record is from RefSeq and is a predicted model, not a curated record.